Molecule: messenger RNA, 1997 nt
Organism: Nerophis lumbriciformis (worm pipefish)
Lineage: Eukaryota; Metazoa; Chordata; Actinopteri; Syngnathiformes; Syngnathidae
Product: synaptotagmin-5
Biological process (GO): vesicle fusion; calcium ion-regulated exocytosis of neurotransmitter
Cellular component (GO): axon; exocytic vesicle; plasma membrane
Molecular function (GO): SNARE binding; phosphatidylserine binding; clathrin binding
Source: RefSeq, a predicted model, not a curated record
CUCACUCUGACUCCUCGCGCUGCAAAGAAGCCCACCGCCGACAUGUCGCAGUACGUCCUGGCAGUCCACCUGCAGGUCCUGCUGGCCGUGCUCCUGGCCGUGGUCUGCUACUGCCUGGUGCUCGCCGUCCUUCUCUGCUGCCGCCGGAAGAAGGCGCCGCCCACGGAGGACGCGGAGGCGUCCGGCGCCUUCCCUCGUCCCGGCGAGCGGGUCACCGUGACCUUGACCCCGGCGUUGUGCACCCGGCCCGUCAGGCAGCAGUACGAAGAGCUGGACGGGGACGUGCUGGACUUCACGUCCUCUAAAAGCAGCUCCUCCCCGUCUGAGGACGACCUCAGCGAUCUGCCCUUUGACCCCAGCCCCACCAGGUCGGUCAGUCUCCCCCCCGAGAGUUUGUCCCCACUGCGCCGCCUCAGCUCUCCGGUUUUCCCAUCCGUGUCCCGGGGCAGCUCCAGUCCCAGCCGGGCGUCUCUGCCGUCCCUCACUAAGCUGGUACCCAAAUCCCGCUGGACCAGGGGUCGGCGCAGCACCGUGAGCGGGGAAACUCUGGCGACCACGCAGCAGGGGGCGCCCUCGCCAUCACAGUACGGCUCCACGGCGUCCUCCGUCCCCGCCAAGGCCGCCCGCUUGCUGCACUUCUCCCUGCUCUACUCGGCAUCCGGCACCCUGGUGGUCAACAUCCUGGGACUUACGGGGGCCGGGCGGAGGCGCAGCAGCCGGGUGUCGGUGCGGGCCAGCCUUCCGCCCGUCUGCCCCGGGCCUCAGCGGGUGGUCUCCCGGCGCCGCAGCCUCAACCCGGAGAUGCAGAGCCAGAGCUUGGUCCUGCAAGUGGGCUCUGUGGACGAGCUGCGGGGGUGCACGCUGAGACUGGACGUCUACGGCCGCGACUUCUCUGGCCUGAGAGAGGUGGGGCUGGGGGCGGUGGAGCUGCCCUGUCAGCACCUGGACUGGAACCCCGACACCACAGAGACCUGCACCCGCCAGCUCAGCCCACCAAAAACCAAACUCAAGAAGAGCGUGAGCUCGCAGGACACGUCGUCGGGCAGGAAGACGUCGCUCUGCACGCCGUCGCCAUGGCGACCUUUGGGCCAGCUCCUGGUGCUGCUUCAGUACCAGUCGCUGGCACGCCGCAUCAAGGUGAUGGUACGCAAGGCCCGGAGCCUGGCCAAGCUGACCCGUAUCCCUGGAGCUCCAGAUCACUACGUGGUCAUCAAUCUGCAUCACGGUGGAGAAAUGAUCGGCACCAAAGAGACCAAAGGCGCCGCAGGUUCGAAUCCCGUUUGGAACGCUCCCUUCUUGUUUGACCUGCCGCCUGGCAACGUGGCUCAGUUGCCGAUGCUACUGGAGUUCAUCGUCAUGCAGGGUCGCCUCUACACCAAGAGCAGCAUUCUGGGUCGCGUGCUGAUUGGCAGCCAUGUUUUGGAGGCGGAGCAAGGACACUGGAAGGACAUGUGCAGCCGAGAGCCGGCAGAGACCGCCCACUGGCACGCCGUCCAAUCAGAAGCUCAGUAGACUACUUCCUGUGUUUGUCUUCGGGCGCCGCUCUUUAUUCCUCUCAUCGUCAUGAAGUUUGACUACAGCAGCGACAAAAACAUUCAUUUCAACUUUGCUCUUUUGUUUAUGUUUGAAGUUGUCAACUGGACUGUUAGCAGAACAAUUACACACUUUUCACACACAUGCAACAAUAUUCCAACUAUUUCAGCAACCGCACUCCCGCACAGCUGAAAUGAACAAAGUGCUACAAAACAUUCAAUAACACAAUACCUGAUAUCAUUUAUCCUGAAUGUAGUCAUUUAUUAUUAUUACAAUGUGUUCAAUUAUUUUUGUUUAAUGACAACCAAUAUGUCCUAUAUCACUUAUUAAUUGAUGUAUUAUUAUUAAUGACCACUGUAGUAUCUGAUAUCAUUCUUCCGGAAUUUAUUUAUUUGCUGUUAUAAAAUGACAACCACAGUCUAUGACAUCAUUUAUCUUUAUUUUUAUUCAUUUACUGUACUUUU